This is a messenger RNA of Zygotorulaspora mrakii, 1020 nucleotides long. RefSeq names its product translation initiation/elongation factor MRX8 (gene MRX8). NCBI's taxonomy places the organism in Eukaryota, Fungi, Ascomycota, Saccharomycetes, Saccharomycetales, Saccharomycetaceae. The record is from RefSeq and is a predicted model, not a curated record. The transcript has a single exon. Gene Ontology annotation, molecular function: GTP binding. The coding region runs from base 1 to 1020 and encodes 339 amino acids. Gene Ontology annotation, cellular component: mitochondrion.
AUGAAAAAGCUUCAAUCGAAAACUCUCUUGGAUGCUAUAAGAAGUGUCAGUCAAAAUACCUUCAAUGUCAAGACUAUUGUUCAAAACACAAAAGUGAACGAAUUACAGCUAAAUGACACCUCAAAGAAGAUCACAAGGAAAUCGCUGCAAGCAGGAAAAAAACUUAAAAAAGAAGCAAGCAAAAUCCCAGGAUGGUACGAGUACAACAAAGUCUUUAAUAUCAAUUACGAUGAACCGACAAGUUCGGAGAUCAACUCAAGCAAUCAUUUCUUCAAUUCGGCAGACACAAAAUAUGAAUGGAGUGUCGGCAACUUCACUGAUAUACCAGGAGAAAAGCUUAGAAAGAAAUAUGAAGCUCGAACCACUAAUUCUUCCAACGAAGCAGGUCUUAAGAAGAAAUAUCCCGGCAAGACGUAUGUGCCAUUUGAACUUGUGAAUGGCUUGCCGGAAGUAACAUUUUUGGGCAAAUCCAACGUCGGUAAAUCGACACUUUUAAACAAUCUGACUACGGAUCUUAAAAACAGUGCGCUUAAUGUCUUUGCAAAAGCAUCCAAAAGAGCAGGAUUUACUAAAACAUUGAACUCCUUCAAUAUCGGGAACCGAGUACGGUUCAUAGAUACACCUGGCUAUGGUUAUAGAAGCUCUCUUGAACAAGGCGAUCUGACCACCGAGUAUCUAUUGCAUAGGAAGGAACUCGUUAGAAGUUUUCUAUUAAUAUCUGGUGAGCAAGGAAUUGGUGAAUUGGACAAGGCGAUCAUAGAUUUCAUGCAUCAGAAUGGAGUUCCUUUUGAGAUUGUUUUCACCAAGAUGGAUAAAGUAGACAAUUUGGUCAAGUUUCGCGAAAGUAUUGACGAGAGUGGACUCUUAAAUUUACCGACUUUGCCAAGACUAAUAUUCACGAAUGCUUACACCUCGAAAACUUGUUCUAAAAGGUACGGGGUAGACCUGCUACGGUCAAUCAUUUUGCAAAGCUGCGGAUUACAAUCAGGUCUCAAAUCUUCCCGAAAGAAGCAAAAAUGA